Messenger RNA from Hemicordylus capensis (graceful crag lizard), 6218 nucleotides. RefSeq names its product ankyrin repeat domain-containing protein 26-like. The record is from RefSeq and is a predicted model, not a curated record. Bases 311 to 5992 code for a protein of 1893 amino acids. Gene Ontology annotation, molecular function: protein binding. The transcript is spliced from 37 exons. Lineage: Eukaryota; Metazoa; Chordata; Lepidosauria; Squamata; Cordylidae.
UUUCCUCAGGCGAAGCCUCCGUUGUCCUCCUGGUCUCUCUCUCUGUGGCAUCUCUCCCUCCCUCACGUGUUGCUGGAGGGAGCCCCCUCCUCCCCCACCCCGGCUGAAGAGGGCGCGCGCGCGCGCUCUAGAACGUCCCAGCUGCCCUCAACGGCCGGUCAGCGACCGGUUUCUGGGCUGGCCACUCGGGACUCCGUCAGGCGCGCUUAGUCCUUCCUUUUGCCGAGGCGAGGAGGAGUCUCGGGGCGAGGGACCGGUGUACUCCACUGCCGCCGCCGCCGCCUCCUUCCUCGGCCAGCCGGGCGGGAGGAUGAAGAAGAUCUUCGGGUUCGGGAAGAAAAGGGAGAGGCAGCAGUCUCCCUCCCGGCCAGCGUCAGGCGGGGCGACUGCCUCCCCCAGCGGCGGCGAGGGCGGCAGCCUCAGCGGAGGAGGCUAUGAGGUGUGGAGGAGCAAGGACCUGGGCAAGCUGCACCGGGCAGCAGCCACCGGGGACCUGAAGAAACUCCAGCAGCUCGUCAGGAAGCACGACCUCAACCAGCUGGAUAAAGCCAACAGAACACCUUUACAUCUUGCCUGUGCCAGUGGAUAUACAGAUAUUGUUAUGUUCUUGGUAGACAACAGGUGCAAACUAAAUCUUUGUGAUGAUGACGGCAAGUCUCCGCUAAUGAAGGCUGUGCAGUGUCAGCAGGAAUUAUGUGCAACUUACCUACUAGAACAUGGAGCAGACACUAAUCUUGUGGAUGCAAAUGGUAACACUGCUCUCCACCUUGCUGCAUUUAAUGCUAGCAUAUCUAUCGCACAACGACUGAUUAAACACAAUACCCGCGUUGAUGUACAGAAUAAGGAUGGGAGCACACCUCUUACUAUUGCUAUAACUGAAGACAAUCAAGUAAUGGCAGAGUUUCUUCUUAAAAAUGGAGCAGAUAUACAUUUCAGAGAUAAUGCAGGAAGAACACCUCUACUCACUGCUGCCUCUCAUGGAAAACACAAUUUAGUAAAACUACUUUUUCUACAUGGAGCAGAUGCUUCCCAUAAAGAUUGCAAUGGAUGGUCAGCAGAGGAUUAUGCUGUAAAUAGUGGAGAUCCUAGUCUUAGUCAGAAAAUUGCUGAAUAUGCCAAUUGCAGAAGUGCAGAAAAGUCCUCUACUGGCAGUAAAAAAGACUUGUCUGUAUUUAACAGUCCAGAUAAAGCUGGAGAUGCUGGUUUUACAUUGGGUGCAGCUGCUACAAAUAAAGAAGUUGUAGAUGACCAUUCUUCUGAUGAUUCCAUAAGGGGUUCUGGAAGAACAGAUGAUAGCUGGUGUUCUUCAGAGGGGGAAGAAUUAGACUUCAGCCCUAAGAAACUACAGAAACCAAGUUUGGCUCAGCUAAUGAAUGUUUCACAGCAGCUCAAGAAAAUUAUAGAUGAGAAAAGUAGCAUAAUCAGAACAGAACGUAUAGCCAGAUCACAGCAAAAUAAAUCAGAUUGUGAAGCUGAAGAUGUCAGUGAAUCCCUUCCUUUGUCCCAAGUUAAAUCCUUCCCUCAUCCUGUCCGUUCCUCACCUGGCUCCUUCUCAAAAUGUUCCCAGAUGACUUCCCACUUGGGCUUUAAGGAGGACUCUUCUGAAGAAGAUGAGGAAAAAGGAGACAGAGAAGAGAAAAUGAGGAACAUUUUGAAUAAAAAAUUGAAAAAAUACGAUAGCAAGGCUCAGAAUCUCUUGAAGGAUGACAUCAUUAGAAAGGCUGCAUUGGCAUCAGAAGCAGAUGAAGAAGAGGAUGAUAAAGAUACAGAAUCUCCAUGGGAUUCAGAGUGUAUUUCAGAAAGUCCCAGAAAGCCAAGUGUUGGUUUCUUGCCUACAUCUCCUUCUGAAGUCAGAUCACAUAUGCACAGUAUUUCAGAAGAACCCCGUAAUGGGAAAUCGGAUGACUUGCCGCCAAAGACCACUGAAGCAAAUGUGGAUCAUGUUGGUUCUUAUACUCCUCUUGUAAUGGGGACAGAGACCAGAGAAAAGCAAAAAUCAGAUUUAAUGGAAAAACUUGGUUUAGGUGAUGCUGAUAAUAUUGAAGAUGAAUCGGACUGGGAUUCUACAAGUGUUUCACUUAAGAGUGUACCCUCUGGUAAACCCUUUAACAUCUUGAUACUGGAAGACCAUGAAUCUCCACUACAAUUAAGAACAAGUGAUGCUGCAACCAAAACAUCUGAAGUUUUUCCUGUGGGACCAGAAGAAUUGCCUGGGUCUCAAGUAAUAAUUGCUUCAGAAGAUGGAAUCGCUCGCAUCCAUGCCGAUUUGGACACCAGGAUUUUGGCAGUUCCAGGAGACGUGCCUCAGCAACCAUCUGGUCCGAUUGUGAUAAAUUCUUCUCAGUUAAUACAACCUGAAGAAGUGGAAAAGAUCCCAGGCAGUGUACAGGCAGAAACAUGCGCUCUGGACCCUUGCCCUUCAUGGCUAGUAAAAUCUGCCAGGGAAGGAAAAGGGCAGCAGAGUAAUGAAGAAGCAAUCAAGGAAACUGAAAGUGAUGAAAAUGAGAUCUACGGAACAGUGGGUGUUAACGAUUUUGAUGACAUAACUCAGUCUUCUGAAACAGCUACAGAGGAUGUUGAGCUGCUUUCUUCAGUCUUCAGAGACGCCAUGAUACUGAUAGAACAGCUUAGUUUGGAUAAAAAAGAUUCUGCAAGUCUUCUGCAAUUUCAAAAUAUACUUCAUGGAUAUGAGCGCUUAAUUGAACAUGAAAAGGAACGUUAUACUCAGCUUCUAGAAAAAGUUAAAAAAAGAGAGAGUGAGAAGAGAAAACAGCAGAGACUAUUAAAAGAAAUGGGAGGAAUGAAAUGUGUGCCGGGACAUCCAAAAGCAGAAUGGGAAAGGGGUAUCAGUAGUCUCAAGUUUCCUUUGAAACAAGAGGAAGAAAAGAGGACGAGUACUGAAAUGUAUGAGAAGAAGCAAGAACAGUCAAGGAAAAAAGAGAAACAAUACUGUAAAGAGAUGGAGGAAAAACAGCAACUUGAGUUAAUGCUGAGAAGUCUGGAAAUGGAGUUGAGAACACUGAAAUACCACCUGGAAGAGGUUGAAGAAGAACACAGAGAAACACAGCAACAGCUGGCUCAAGAACAGAAUGCCAGAGCUUUGCAAGAGGGUAUUUUGAAUACAUAUCUCUGGAAGCGGAAGGAAAUGGAAGAAGAAUCUAAAAAAAUAGUGUCUAAAAGCUCAGAGAUGGCUGAUAAUCAUGACCAAGAAAAGGAGCUGUGGCACAAAAAUAAAAUACUCCAAAAUGAGCUUUCUGUAUUAAAAUUAGAACUUGACCACUUAAGAGUUCGGCAUCAGGAAGAAGAAGCCAACUAUUUAGAAGAAAAUGAAAUUUUAAGAGAAAAGGUGGAAGAACUUAAGAGGGAUCAGAAAUUAAAUGAAGAAGCUUUGUCUCAAACAGUCGCUCAAUACAGUGGACAAUUAAAUGCAUCAAAAGCAGAGUGUGCCAUGCUAAUCUCUAAAUUAGAGUUUGUUAAAGAAAAUAAGGAAAGACUGGAAGUAGAACUUGAUUCCUUUCGUUCCCGUUUAAGUUCUUCCACUCAGGAACUUGAACAGUGCCAGCUUUCGAGAACUGAUCUUGAGCGAAUGCUGCAACGAGAGCACAAUGACUGGCUUCACUUAAAAGACAAAUUGAAUCACGAUCUGUGUAAUCUACAGGAGACCAACAAUGCCAUGUCUCAACAGUUAAGUAAAGCUGAAAGUAAAGGUAAUAGCUUAGAAAGUGAACUUCACCAUGUAACACACGCACUCAGAGAAAAGAAUUUACUGUUAGAAAGUAUUCAAAGGGAUCUGAGUCAGGCACAGUGUCAAGUGAAAGAACUUGAAAAUGCACGACAAGUUGAAAAUGAUCAAAUAAACAAAUAUGUUGUAAAACAGGACUCUUUGCAAGAACGAUUGGCACACCUCCAAAGUGAAAAUAUUUUACUUCGACAGCAAUUUGAAGAUCUUCAAAACAAGGGCAUCAUCAAAGAAAAAGUAGUGACUGAUGUCCAAGAUAAAUUUAAUGACAUUCUUAGUGAACUUAGAGCUGAUUUUGAAAAGCAAGUGCAGCUUAUGGAAGAGAGAAAUAAGGAAUUAGUCACCAAAUGUAAUUAUUUAAGAGAGCAAAUCUUUAAAUAUGAAGCAGAAAAAGCAGAAAGAGAGGGUGCAUUAAGACAAUUGCAGCAGGAACUUGCUGAUUCUCUUAAAAACCAGUCCAUGUCAGAAGCUUCUCUUGAGGUUACAACACGCUACCGUAGUGACCUAGAAGACGAUAAACGACAGCUUCAAAAGGAAAUAGACCGGAUAAAAUCUAAGCUGCAAGAAUCAGAAGAACAAUACAUUCAGUCUAAAAGACAUAUUCAUGAUUUAAGAAGUGCUUUGAAUGCUAAGGAACAUGAAACAAGUGUGGAAUGUCAGAAGUUGCAAGACCUGCUUGUAGUUUCAUCAGAAAGAAAUAAUACUAUAAAACAGUUGGAGGAGCAUAUACAGAGACUUGAAGUAGAAAAUGCCAGAUUGGAAGCGACAACUAAACAACAAACCGGUAGAAUUGAGAUACUUCAGAAAGACUUGCAAGAUAGCGUCUCUGUUCAUCAUCAUCUUGAGGAAUUGAUAACAAGUUUACAAACAUCAAAUAUCAAUUUAGAGGAGCAACUAAGUCACCAGGUGCAAAAGCAAAAUAUGCUUUCUGAAAAUGCACAAGAUAUUCACAGUGUGUUGGAAGAACAACUGAAAUCAAGAUCGAAGCUUGGAAUUCGUGUUUCUGAGCUGGAGACAGAAAAACUGGAGCUGAUGUCUCAUCUUGAGGAUGAAAGAAAACACGUGAAGAAAUUACUAGAGUUAAAGCAAUCAGUGGAGAUGCAGCUAGAUCAAGAAACAAUGAGAAACAAUGAAUUACAAAAAGAAUGUAUUGGAACUAAGAAGCUUUUAAAAGCAGCUGAAAAGAAACUGAAAGAUAGCGAGAAUGGAGAGUGUUCAUCUCAAACGAGAUUUCAAGAAGUUAAAAAAAGAUACGUGGACACUCAAGUUGAAAAAUUAAGAACAAAGGUCAACAAGCUUUCUCACCAGCUGGACCUUAAGUCAACAAGAUGUGCUCAGUUGGAAUCUACAAAUCACGAUCUACAAGAACAGUUAUCUUCUCUGAAGUUAGUUCACAAGAGUAAUGAAAAACUGAAGAAACGCAAUCAGCAGCUGGAAGAAGAAGUAGCUAACCUCCAACGUUACCUACAGGGUAAUUUGAUAGAGCAUCGCCAAAUAGAAAACUAUAAAAGUGACAUUGAAGUGCGAGCUAGACAAAAUGUAAGAAAAAAACUGGAAGAAGUGAAUAUGUUUUUGCAGACACAGGCAGCCUCACAUGAAGUGUUAGAACAGAUAAGAGCAUCUAAUAAUGCUACUGUAAGAAAUCAGCUAGAGCACAGAAUUAGAGAACUGGAAUUGGAGCUGGCCAGAGAGAAAAGCAGUAAGCAACACAAUCUCUUUCGAGAGUCCAACCAUACUGAAUUGGAACAAUAUAAAGCUCUGUACUCAGAAGAGCAAAAAAUGAGGAAGUUUUUAGGACGCAAAUUAGAUCGAGCUAAUGAGAGACUAGCAGAAGCCAACGCAAAGAUCCUUUAUGAGCGUCAGAGGAGCAGGUCUUUAUUUGCCAGUAGCUUUGUGAGUGGAAGCCUUUCUGCAAGUCCAGUCUUGGGAACAGUGCAGCUUGGAAAUCUUGGCAGCAAUGUAGCAUUAAACAGAACUCCUAGCCUGGGAAGAGGGUUCAUCAGCCCAACUGCAAAUGCAUUACCCUCAAAAAAUAGAGCAGAAGCUUACUUGGCAAAGUAUUUUUCAGCAGGAACUAGUGUGUUGUUUGGAGAGAAGAGGGGUGUGAACAUGCAAUCUUCUAUACAGGGAGGAAUGCAAACACAGCUAGAAAAAAACAUAACCAAGGAACUAGACCAAGCUACUGCAGAACUUGAUGAAACAUCUGUUAGAGUCUCACCUCUAGGAUCGAUUGAUGAAUCUUCAAAAACCUAAAUGUGGGACAAGAUCAAGUGUGCAGUGCCGUUGUAUCUUUUAAAGAAAAAUUAAUUCGUUAUUGUUGAAAUUAUUUAAAAUGGUAUUACCUGUAUUUAAAUUUAAACCCUUUAUUUAAUAAAUUGGUUUUUAAAAGUUGAUCAUCUUCAACUCUGGGCUCCUUGGAGGAAGAGCGGAAUAUAAAUGUAAAUAAAUAGGUAGAUGGAUGGAUGGAUGGAUGGAUGAA